Molecule: messenger RNA, 1377 nt
Organism: Sporisorium graminicola
Lineage: Eukaryota; Fungi; Basidiomycota; Ustilaginomycetes; Ustilaginales; Ustilaginaceae
Exons: 1
Coding region: 1-1377 (458 amino acids)
Biological process (GO): ribonucleoside monophosphate biosynthetic process; purine nucleotide biosynthetic process; 5-phosphoribose 1-diphosphate biosynthetic process
Cellular component (GO): ribose phosphate diphosphokinase complex; cytoplasm
Molecular function (GO): magnesium ion binding; ribose phosphate diphosphokinase activity
Source: RefSeq, a predicted model, not a curated record
AUGCCCGGCGUCAAUUCGAUCAAGCUCCUGACCGGAAACAGUCACCCGGAGCUGGCUCAGCUCGUGGCCGACCGUCUCGGCAUUCCGCUCACCCCCUGUGUCUGCAAGAAGUUCGCAGACCAGUCCAUCGACGUGCGCAUCGGCAGCUCGGUGCGUGAUGAAGAUGUCUACGUCCUUCAGACCGGCAACUCGCCCUACACCGACCCCAACGACUCGUUGAUGGAGCUGCUCAUCAUCCUCUCGGCUUGCAAAACCGCUUCGGCGCGUCGCAUUACCGCCGUCAUUCCUUCCUUCCCUUACUCGCGUCACGACAAGAAGGACAAGAGCCGUGCUCCCAUCACCGCCAAGCUCGUUGCCAACAUGCUCACCGUCGCGGGUGCAGACCACGUCAUCACCUUGGACCUCCAUGCCAGCCAGAUCCAGGGCUUCUUCGAUAUCCCCGUUGACAACCUCACCAGCGAACCCAGCGUCGCUCGAUGGAUCCGAUCCAAAGUUGACAACUGGAGGAAUGCUAUUAUUGUGUCUCCGGAUGCUGGUGGUGCUAAGCGUGCCACGGCGCUCGCCGACUCGUUGGGUGUCGACUUUGCGCUGAUCAACCGCAACCGUCGACGCGAGCAGCACAAGCGUAUCCGUGCCGCACAAAAGACUGCGCUCGGUCUUUCGAGUCGCUCGUCGUUUGACGACCUGCGUUCGGGCGUCAGCACGCCCAUGUCCAGCUCGUAUCUGCUCGACGGUACGGGUCUCAACUCGAAAACUGCCGUCGGUCAGGCUACGGACAAGCUCAACGCCCUUAGCGUCUCGGCGGAGUCUCAGUCCUCGACAUCCACCUUGCAGUCACACGGCUCGAAACACGUCUACAGCGAAGUAGCCAACGGCAUCAAGUGUGACGAGACGGGCGAGUGGAUCAUGACCGACGAGCAGGGUCAUCUGGUGCGCAGUGGACGUUCCAAGCGCGACAUUCCCGGCGAAUCUGGCACCUCGGCAGAAGACGAUUCGGAGGACGAGAACACGUCGAGAAUGGAGAUCCUUGUCGGCGACGUCAAGGGCAAAGUGGCCAUCUUGGUGGACGAUAUGGUGGACACUGGUCGAACCCUCGCCCUGGCCGCAAAGACGUUGGAGGCGGCCGGUGCGGCCAAAGUGUACGCUAUCAUCACGCACGGCUUGUUGAGUGGCCAGUCGAUCGAGUUGCUCAGGAAACUCAGUCUGGAGCGUCUUGUCGUCACCAACACGAUCGCCAACACGGAAAAGGCCAAGGCGAGCGACGGCAAGCUCGAGAUCAUGGAUGUCUCGGCAGUAAUUGGCGAGACGAUCCGAAGAUCGCAUCACGGCGAGUCGAUUUCGCAGCUGUUCAGGCAGGAUGCUGAGAUCAUGUUUUGA